This is a messenger RNA of Coccidioides posadasii C735 delta SOWgp, 3711 nucleotides long. It is a transcript of the gene TOF1, whose product is annotated as Topoisomerase 1-associated factor 1. The record is from RefSeq and is a predicted model, not a curated record. Lineage: Eukaryota; Fungi; Ascomycota; Eurotiomycetes; Onygenales; Onygenaceae. Gene Ontology annotation, biological process: DNA repair; replication fork arrest; DNA replication checkpoint signaling. Gene Ontology annotation, cellular component: replication fork protection complex. Gene Ontology annotation, molecular function: DNA binding.
AUGGAGAUCGAGCCGCCCCAGGCUGUGGAAGUUGUUGAUCCCGAAGUCCGGUCAUAUGUGUACAGCCUCGUCACCGCACUUGGCGGCACUGCUGGCGAUGAAACCGGGCAAUAUGUGCUGGGCGACGACGCGCUUGGUUGUCUACGCGACCUUAAAAAAUGGCUGAGAUUCUAUGAUGAAAAGCUCAAUCGCAUGGACGUUGCGCGAUGCCUCGCGGAAUGCAAGCUUGUCAACGGCGAUUUAGUGCCGAUCAUAUCGUUGUACGGUGAUGCAGAGCAAAGCGAUAAGCAUAAGGCAAGGAUUAUGCUGGCUUGCUUGGAAUUGCUUGUACCUUUAACAUGGCCCGUGGAGGUUCAUGGCCAGAUGACAUUCAAUCAUCACAGACACACGCCGUAUCUCCAGUAUUCUCAGGUCGAAUACAAACGCGGAAUCCUUGGGUUUGCACCUUCGCCAAUACUACGUGCACUUAUUCGGGUCGGUCUACCCAGCAUGGCGAUUCCACGAUCCGAAAGGUCUACCAGAGAUGAGGGGAUCAUAAGGCUUAUGUUAUAUUUUUUCCGAAAUAUUGCAGUUAUCACUUCACCGCCAAAUCUACCCAUAGAUAGCGAUGACGACAAAGCUACAAGGUCUGCAACUAUCAACGCCUUUCAACAGCAGGAUGUGUUUGCUCUCCUGUUGACCAUGUGCUCUAACAUGGGCAACGAUUUUACAUUUCAAGAUGUUAUCAUACUUGAAAUUUUAUUCAACCUAGUCAAAGGCGUCGAUGUUGACCAACUCUUCAAGCUUAACGAACGUGCCGGUACGAUCAAAACCGAUGACCUACAAGAUAUUUUGCAAAAGGAGGAUGAGUUGAAUCGGGAACAUUCUAAAAAUGCCCCGACCCGCCAUGGUCGAUUUGGGACUAUGAUCUGGUUCAAGAGAGACGAUGAAAAGCUUUCUACCGUUUCGGGCCAGGACGUGCUGAAAGGUGACAGAGCGACCUUUUUGAAAAUGGAUAAAACAAAAAAGUGGAACAAGCCGAAAUUUAAAAGGGAGGUGGUCGAUCCGUCGUCAAACAACUUCAAUCUGAAGGUCAGACUCACGUCGUCAGCUACAAAGCACUUGCGAACUUUUGUGGAAGAAUUUCUAGAUUCGGGAUUCAAUCCGUUGUUUACUCACCUCCGGAAGGCGAUUGAACGCGAAGCAGACCGUGUCACCGAGUCAACUUCUCGACAAUUCUGGUAUGCUGUCUCGUGGUUUUUACACGCUGAGCGGGCACGGCGAGGGCACCAGAAGAAAACACGUCAACGAAGUAAAGGAACAUCGAGAGAAAUCGAACCUGACAGCUUCUCUCUUGUGGCAAGUGUACUCAACCAGGAGACAUUCGUUGGCUUGAAUAGGUUCAUGCAGCACAGCAUCGAUUUCAAGGAUUGGCAAGAUCUUACCGCAGGGAUGAAAUGCCUCACACAAAUUCUAUUAACAGUGCAAGAGAUGGCAAUAUCCCCUCUUGAAGAAGACCAGGAAAUCGCAGAAAAUAUUCAAAGUCGGAUAUUCUAUGAGGAAACCACGCAUGAUCGGGUAUUGUCUAUUUUGCGGAAUCAUAGAGAUCAAGGGUUUUGGUACCUGGAUGCAUGCACGGAGCUUGCACACGUAUUCCUUCGAAUGCUUGAGCAGUACUCAAAACAGAAUGUCGACAUGCAGGUCCGGUCACGUAGACGAGCUCGCCGAAAGCAGGCUCAAGCGGCUGUCCCGAAUCAAAACGAAACUGAGGCAGGUGGCGAGCACGACUCCGAGACGGAGGAUAUCGCAGAAGCACACCGGACAGUGACUGAGAGAUCCUUUGACUUUAAACGAUUUUCAGUGAGAUUCUGCACACAGAAAUCUGUGGACACUUUUGUUGCUCUCACCAAGUACUACCGGGAAUUGGAUUCAGAACAGCUCAAGCGAGCGCACCGUUUUUUCUACAGAGUUGCAUUCAAGCAAGACAUGAGCGUUUUGCUUUUCCGUGUGGACAUUAUCUCGCUCCUUUUCAAAAUGAUCAAGGGCCCCGAAGGACUUGAUCCGUCGAAACCGCCAUUUAAGGAUUGGGAAGAACUUAUCCGCCAGAUAUUUAAGAAACUUGUUAGGAAGCUUGGUGAGCGUCCAGAAUUGGUUGUCGAGCUGUUGUUCAGCAAAAUCAACGCCACAGUAUUCUAUUUGGAGUACGGCCAUGAGAAGCAAACUAUGUCAGAGUCGAGACCAGCGACGGAGUUGGAGCUCAAACCUGGCAGUGCUUCAACUCUAGAUGAGAAGACACGAAUUGUUGUGUCUGCAUUGAUUCAGGAAGGCAAAAAGCCACUAGUUAAGUGGUUAUCUCAAGUGCUAGGCUCGGCUGCGAGUGAAAGGUUGAGUUGGGAAAUGGAAGCGGAAGCUAUGGCUACUUCAUCUCCAGAGGAGCAGUCGGACGGGUCAAAAGCUCCUUCGAUUGCGGUACUACCAGAAGAUGACGGAUGUCGCACCGCGAUGUUUAGGAAUGCACGUUUACGGCUCUUGAUGAGGUUAGCCGGCCUUGAGCGUUUGGAUGAGGACGUCCUUGGAGCAUCUUGGAUGAUUCCAUCGUCGGUACCAUCGUCAAAUUUGAAAGAGUACCACGAAUUAAUCGAAAAACAUUGUGAGAGUCCGGCAGAAGAUAUUGAUGGCGUAGACCCACGAGAUCUAAUGCGCCGUAAACGGACUGCUGCAGACACCAAUUCCUCUCGUCAUGAGUUUACCGAAAAUGUCAAUUUUGGAAGUGAUUCGGAAGGAGAAGAUGAUGGCGUUCUAUUCCCGCCAAAUCUCCCCGAAAGAUCCAAAGCCCUCAAAACACUUAAACAGAGGAGGCGACGGAGACGGAGGAGUGAUGACGCCGAAGAAAGUGGCCCAGAUGAGGCAGUCUUGGAGGCUCGACGGACUGCCCGAGAGAAGAAUGCCCUGGAACGCCAACGAAAGAUUAAAAGUGACCUUUAUGUUCACGCAAGUGAUGAUGAGUCCGAUGAAGAAGCAGACAUAGAGUUCUUCGCUAAAGAAGAGAUGAGACGACAGGCUCAAGCCCGGCGCGUGGCAGAAGCCCUGGAGACGGGAAUGCCAGAAAACAACACAACCAAAAAAAAAUCAAAGGCCAGCGCAGGCCGGAAGCGUAAGGUUAAACCAGUCCUCGAAUUGGAUGACGAUGACAGUGAAGCCAGCCCGCCGAAACGCCGACGUAGCGAUGAAGUAAUAGAGUCAGACAGCGACGGUGAGCUCAUGGUUGGCAUUGGGUCCACUUCACCUCGCCGGUCCCAGACGCCACCCACCUCAGCCGAUAAUAUCUUUGGAUCUGAGAAAUCCCCGAGCCCAAUGUUUCCCUGGAGUGUCGGCGUGGAUCAGAUGAUUGCCAAACUCCAGGGGAAAGAGGAGGCGUCUGCCGACAAUGGAGAAAGCAAUGAAGAUGAAGGCGAAGAUGUUCUGUCGGGAACAGGGCGUACUCGCCGACGGCGCACCAUGGGCGGCUUUGUUAUUGGUAGCGACUCCGAUUCAUGACGGACAUUCAACGAUAACGCUGUUCUGAUUAGUCUUGUUGCAUUUCAGGAGUGUAGUCGGCGUUAUCGGGUGUUAACUAUGCAUGAGUAGUAGUUAGUGCUUCGUUUAGAUGCGGGACUUUGUCGUGUUUGAUACCAGCUAGCGGCAAUGUCUAUAUAUGCAUGUGAAUUCUUUAAUGUUAGGUUCGAAGACGGC